Messenger RNA from Kockovaella imperatae, 762 nucleotides. RefSeq names its product complex I intermediate-associated protein 30-domain-containing protein. Lineage: Eukaryota; Fungi; Basidiomycota; Tremellomycetes; Tremellales; Cuniculitremaceae. Bases 1 to 762 code for a protein of 253 amino acids. The record is from RefSeq and is a predicted model, not a curated record. Gene Ontology annotation, biological process: NADH dehydrogenase complex assembly. The transcript is spliced from 2 exons.
AUGACUGAUCACAUCUUCCCCCCUUGGCGCUUGGAUCAGUGGAAGGCUGUGGACGAUCGUGUGCGAGGUGGAGCAUCGACAUCGCACCUCGACACUGUGGAAAAUCUGGGACGUGCUAGCUCGUCUAGGGCCAGAUUCUGGGGCCACCUGGACAUCGACACUCUCGGCGGAGCUGGAUUCGCCUCUCAGCGAUUCGUCUUUGGACCUGAGCCGCUACAUCUACCCCGGCACCUUUUCAAGGGUAUAACAAUAGACAUCGUCGAUUCUGGAUCAUCCCUUAGGAAAAGUUCUGUUCAUACGUAUACCCUCGUCCUCAAAACCAGUCUUAGCAAUCGGACGCAGCCUCCGAACGUCCCUCCCAGCCCUGAGCCUGCAUCUCUCUCCUACGAGGCCAGUUUCACCGUCGGUGAACCGUCUUCCUUGGGCUCAAAAACACGGUCAAUCCAUCUCAACAUAAAUGACUUCAUCGCGACCUAUCGAGGCAGAGAACUGCCGAGGUCUGAUCCGAGGUAUCAGCCAUUCCACAGCGAGAAAAUAUACGAGCUGAGUCUGAUGUGCCGGAGUGGAUUUGGAGAGCAGAAAGGCGACUUCGAGCUGGUCAUUCAGGGCAUCUCGCGUUGGCGAAAGGAGUCAAAAUCAAAGGCGAUUGUCAGCUUCUUUUCAAGCAUAUGGAAUAGAGCGACGAGGUGGAUCCUGUCUUGGUUCUCGACAGAGGGCAAGGUCCAACUUCAGGACGAGGAGAAACAGGGCCUGUUGGAAUGA